CGUGAAUCCCAACCAUUCAAGAUAUCACCAACCCUAAUAUCUCCAACCUCAUCUGAUACAAUGUCCUCUCCCAAAGUAGCCAUUGCCGGUGCAAGCGGCAACCUGGGCCCCAGCAUCGUGAACGCGCUCGUGGACGCCGGGAUCGAAGUCACCGCCCUGACGCGCCAGGACAGCAACAAGACCAUCGACAACCCCAAAGUCAAAGUCAUCCCGGUCGACUACGACUCGCCCGAAUCCCUGCAGACCGCACUAGCAGGCCAGGACGUUGUGGUGGACUCCCGCGCCAUCCUCCCCAGCGAGUCGAUCAUCCGGCUGAUCGAUGCGGCGAUCGCGGCGGGCGUCACGCGCUUCAUCCCCUCCGAGUUCGGCACCGACACGCUGAACCGGCUCAACGAAGACCUGCCCGUCUUCGCCAACAAGGUCGCGUCGCGCAAGUACCUCGAGCGGGUCGCCCAGACCUCCCCGCUGAGCUAUAGUCUGCUGUUCACGGGCCCGUUCCUGGAUCUGGGCCUGCGCUCGGGGUUCCUGGUCAAUCUCGCGGGCCCGGUCGCGGAGCUCUACGAUGGCGGGGAGCAGAAGGUCAGCAGCACCACGCUGCCAGGGAUCGGGCGGGCGGUGGUCGGGAUCGUGAAGAAUCUCGAGGCCACGAAGAAUGCGGCGUUGUAUGUGAGCGAGGCGGAUGUCACGCAGAAGCAGUUGAUCGCGCUCUCCGGGAAGACGCUGGAGACAAAGGUCGUGGCGACCGAGGAGCUGGAGCGCAUCGGGCGCGCGGAGUUGGCCAAGCCGCAGCCGCACCCUGGCAUCGUCGCGGUGAACUUGAUCCGCCGAGCGCUUUUUGGGGAAGGGUAUGGGAGUCUGUUUGAGGAGCAAAAACUCGCGAAUGAGUUGCUGGGUUUGCGGAAGUUGACGGAGGAGGAGCUGCGGGCGUUGGUAGCUAGUGUUUGAAGUGUGCAAUGAUAAAGUUUUGAUAAUGGUUUCAUGUUGUCAUUAGGUCUGAUGGAUAUACACAGUGUGUUGGUUGAACGCUGUUUUGUCAGAGUCAUUAUACGUUUUCUGCAGCCCUAAAGACGGGGUUGUGGGGUAGUAUGUCAAGUCACCUUCCCCACAUGUCCUCAGCACAAGAAGACUUCCGUGAAGUCUUCACAAUAGCCUAAAUUGACACUCUAUCUAGG
Aspergillus uvarum CBS 121591 is the source of this 1172-nucleotide messenger RNA. Its product is annotated as aromatic alcohol reductase. The record is from RefSeq and is a predicted model, not a curated record. The transcript has 2 exons. NCBI's taxonomy places the organism in Eukaryota, Fungi, Ascomycota, Eurotiomycetes, Eurotiales, Aspergillaceae. Gene Ontology annotation, molecular function: oxidoreductase activity. Bases 61 to 945 code for a protein of 294 amino acids.